Messenger RNA from Empidonax traillii (willow flycatcher), 2205 nucleotides. It is a transcript of the gene PSTPIP2, whose product is annotated as proline-serine-threonine phosphatase interacting protein 2. Gene Ontology annotation, molecular function: actin filament binding. Gene Ontology annotation, cellular component: plasma membrane; cytoplasm; actin filament. Bases 41 to 1045 code for a protein of 334 amino acids. The record is from RefSeq and is a predicted model, not a curated record. Gene Ontology annotation, biological process: actin filament polymerization. The transcript is spliced from 15 exons. Lineage: Eukaryota; Metazoa; Chordata; Aves; Passeriformes; Tyrannidae.
GGCGCCGGGAGCGGCGGAGCGCGGCGGUGGCAGCGGCAGGAUGCGGGAGGCGCGGUUCAGGGACCACUUCUGGAGCACGGAUCUGACAAGCACCGUUGGCUACGACAGCAUCAUCCAGCACCUGAAUGAUGGCAGGAAGAACUGCAAGGAGUUUGAAGACUUUCUGAAGGAAAGGGCAAUUAUAGAAGAAAAAUAUGGCAAAGAGCUCAUCAACUUGUCAAAGAAGAAGCCCUGUGGGCAGACAGAGCUGAACACACUGAAGAGAUCCCUGGAUGUUUUCAAGCAACAGAUAGACAAUGUGGGACAGGGUCACAUCCAGCUGGCGCAAACCCUUCGGGAGGAAGCGAAGAAGAUGGAGGACUUCAGGGAAAAGCAAAAACUGCAUCGGAAGAAGAUAGAGUUGAUCAUGGAGGCGAUUCACAAAAACAGAAAUGUGCAGUACAAGAAGACCAUGGAGGCCAAGCGCCUGUAUGAGCAGCGGUGCCGGGACAAGGACGAGGCGGAACAGGCCGUGCACCGCAACGCAAACCUGGUGACGCAGAAGCAGCAGGAGAAGCUGUUCAUGAAGCUGGCUCAGACGAAAUCAGCUCUGGAGGACUCUGACAGAAGCUACCAGCAGAGUGUGACCACACUGGAGAAGGUCCGGGAGGAGUGGCAGAAGGAGCACAUCAAAGCUUGUGAGUUCUUUGAGACCCAGGAGUGUGAUCGGAUCAGCUAUGUCCGCAACGCCCUCUGGCUUCAUGUCAACCAGCUCUCCCUGGGCUGUGUCCAGAAUGAUGAGAAAUAUGAGGAAAUCCGCAAGAGUUUAGAGAUGUGCAGCAUUGAGAAGGACGUUGAUUUUUUUGUAAAUUUGCGCAAAACUGGAAGUUUGGCUCCAGCUCCUGUUGUUUAUGAAAACUACUACAAUACACAGAGAAAUGUGACUCCUGCGAGAAGUCCACUGCCUGUACCUAUAUCAAGGAGGGGACCUCUGCCCACCCCAACCAGUGCACCAGGGGAGCCUGAUUACGCCACAGUUGAUGGCUACAGCUUGGUACAUUUCUAGCAGUCACACAACUCCUUGGAUGGAUAUCCUAUCUUCAAACUCAGAGGAAGAAAAGGACCUGACACAGGGGCGAUUUGUCUUGGAAGAAACGUUUGAUUUGAAGUUCUUCUAAAGUGCAGCCAUCUGGGAGAGGCUGGAGUGUCCCACUCUCCAGAUGACUAGCUCAUAUGUGCUGAAGGGAGUGCUGCAUGAUGCUUUGGGCACGCUGGCUUGUGUUCAGGGCACCUGCAUCCCCCUCGGAUCUCAGGUUACUCUUUUGCCUGUCUCUUUCAUUAGUGGGGAUUUAACUUGCCAUUUAGGUUUAAGUUUUCUCUCAUGUCUUGGGGAUCUCACUUAGGGGAGCACCAACAGCUACACCGUGUGUCUGGCUUAUCUGUAGGUGUGCUCCAGGCGUAAGUGCCAAAUGAUUUGCAUCUUGCCUGGGGCAGCUGUUCACAGCAUGGCUGCCCAGUGAGGGGCUGUGCCACCAGAAACCUGCUGGGAGGUCCCACAUCCCACAGUGUUGUUGAGGAUCUGGAGGACGUUGUUCAGCUCUCCCAAAUGCCUCUCGGAUGAGGGGCCUGUGAGUUUUUAGGUUCAUGGUACAGCUUGUCCCUGGUAGGCUCUGGGGUCCAGGUUGGACAGGGCUCGGAGCACCCUAGUCCAGAGGAAAGUGUCCCUGCCCACGGCAGGGGUUUGGAACUAUAUGAUCUUCAAGGUCCUUCCCAACCCAAACCAUUCUAUAGUUCUAUGAUUCUGUGAUUUAAUUAGCUUUUGACAGUCUCUAAACUUUGGACUUGUUCUGACUGUGCACUGCUGGAAACAAACUUAGCUACUGCUGGAGCCAUGAAACUUCUUUUCCGACCAAACUUCCUGUCAUUUUUGUUACCAUAUAUAUAUAUAUAUAUAUAUAUCUUUAUGAUUAUGGCUUUGAUUCAGAAGCUCACGUGCUUUGGGGCUGCUGCUCUCUCUCUGAUGUCCCUGUGUGCAGUGCUGCUUGACCGCCCCUCAGUGCCCCACGACACUGGACACAGGGACACAGGACAUGGGGAUAAACACACACAAUUUACCUGUCUAAACCUGGUGCCAGGUGACUGACCUGGAGCAGCAGGGUUUGCUAUUUGUACGACGUUUUUCCAGAUGAAUCUGCGCGGCUUUCAUCAUGUGUCCCAGCCUGUCAG